Messenger RNA from Peromyscus californicus insignis, 1778 nucleotides. It is a transcript of the gene Gsx1, whose product is annotated as GS homeobox 1. The transcript is spliced from 2 exons. Gene Ontology annotation, molecular function: sequence-specific double-stranded DNA binding; DNA-binding transcription factor activity, RNA polymerase II-specific. The coding region runs from base 224 to 1030 and encodes 268 amino acids. Gene Ontology annotation, cellular component: nucleus. Lineage: Eukaryota; Metazoa; Chordata; Mammalia; Rodentia; Cricetidae. The record is from RefSeq and is a predicted model, not a curated record. Gene Ontology annotation, biological process: regulation of DNA-templated transcription.
UCCGGGCGGCGCCCGCAGCAGCAGCAGCAGCAGCAGCAGCAGCAGCAGCAGCAGCAGCAGCAGCAGCAGCCGAGGUGACUUCAGCUGCGGCUGGAGUCGCGCGUGGAGCCUCCGGGGCCCAGGCAGUUGCGGGAGGCCGCGGCCGGGGGAAGCGAGUGCAGGACCCGCAGCUCCCUUAGGCGCCAGGGGCGGGCUGGCGGCGGGUGGACCGCGCGCCGGCGCCAUGCCGCGCUCCUUCCUGGUGGACUCGCUGGUGCUGCGGGAGGCCAGCGACAAGAAGGCGCCCGAGGGCAGCCCGCCACCGCUCUUCCCUUACGCGGUCCCCCCGCCGCACGCGCUGCAUGGCCUCUCGCCCGGCGCCUGCCACGCGCGCAAGGCCGGCUUGCUGUGCGUGUGUCCCCUCUGCGUCACCGCCUCGCAGCUGCACGGGCCCCCCGGGCCGCCGGCGCUGCCGCUACUCAAGGCGUCCUUCCCUCCCUUCGGAUCGCAGUACUGCCACGCGCCCCUGGGCCGCCAGCACUCGGCCGUGUCUCCUGGGGUCGCCCACGGCCCGGCUGCGGCCGCAGCAGCUGCCGCGCUCUACCAGACCUCCUAUCCGCUGCCGGACCCCAGGCAGUUCCACUGCAUCUCCGUGGACAGCGGCUCGAACCAGCUGCCCAGCAGCAAGAGGAUGCGGACGGCGUUCACCAGCACGCAGCUCCUAGAGCUGGAGCGCGAGUUCGCCUCCAACAUGUACCUGUCCCGCCUGCGGCGCAUCGAGAUCGCGACCUAUCUGAACCUGUCCGAGAAGCAGGUGAAGAUCUGGUUUCAGAACCGCCGAGUGAAGCAUAAGAAAGAGGGCAAAGGCAACAUCCACCGCGGCGGCGGCGGCGGCGGCGGCGGGGCUGGGGCGGGGGCCGGCGGGGGCGCAGCGCCAGGCUGCAAGUGUUCCUCGCUCUCCUCGGCCAAGUGCUCAGAGGAUGACGACGAAUCGCCCAUGUCUCCAUCCUCCUCCGGGAAGGAUGACAGAGAUCUCACAGUCACUCCGUAGGUGCGCCCUUCAGAGGACCACUGGCUCCCCGGCCCUUCCCGCACCUCAAAGACUGGUUCCCCAGGCACCCGCCGCCAAUCGAUGGAUUUGGGUAGGGCUUCGCUGUGGUACCCAGCUCGAGACAGAGCUAAGACUUUUUAGCAGAGACUUGAAGACAGUGCCCCUGGCCCGUAGGCUCCAAGGGUGUCUAGGAGGACUCCAAGCGCUGAACCCAAGUUCUCCGGGUCCUCUUCCCAGGACAUAGCCUUCCCCAGAGGCGUGCAGGCCCGAGCCCAGCGCCUUGCUGGCCGACGGCACCUCCUCGCCCAUCCAUUCUGGGCUGGUCCAGGCUUUCUCCCUGCCUCUACCCUCUCCUCCUCGGUCAAGCUGGGCCUUUCACUCCGCGAAUGGCUGUUUGUUUCCCUUUUAACAUUUUUUCCCCCUUGUCCUCAACUGUUUUCCCACAGUGGUCGUUUUUGCAACGCGCUCAUGAACUGAACUUUUCCCUUUCCUUCCCUCCCCCCUCCUCAGGGAGCCUCUUCCUUCAGUCCGUUUGCCCCUUGACCAGGGACAGGUUCGAAGUCCUCUUAGCCGAGAGGAACCUCUCCCGUGGCGUUGUGUUGGGGAAAAUGACUUAGUUUGUUUCCAACACGUUCUGCAUUCCCUCAGAUGAAGACAGAUCCCUCUCCUCCGCCAUAAACGACCUCUCCCCACCCUCCAGGUCCCGACCCCGCUGGGGACUGACUGUGUAAUUGUAUGGUCUCUGUAA